AUGAACAACUCAGGACUAAGUUUAGCUACUAUUGAGCCACUUAAUGGACACAACUUUAAGAAGUGGAGGUCUGAUAUUGAGCUGUACCUGGGAAAUAUUGAUAAUUGUUUAACUAAAGAGGCACCUGUGAUUACUAAUGCAAGCACAGCCCAAGAUAGGGUGAAGUUUGUUAAGUGGAUUAGGGCCAAUAGGAUGUCUCUGUUGAUUAUGAAAAGGCUUAUGAGUGAUGCUGUGAAGGGUAGCUUCCCAGAUAAGGCAACAGCAAGAGAGUAUCUGGACUUAAUUGCAGAAAUGUUCAAAGAGAAUGAAAAAGCUGAAACUAGCAUUCUGUUGAACACCCUGAAUAAUCUGAAGUAUACUGCUUCUGUGGGAAUUAGGGAGCAUAUAAUGAAGUUCAUUGAUGUUGCCACAAAGCUGAAAGACUUAGAUAUGCCUCUGCAAGACCAGCUUAUACCCUUAUAG
Messenger RNA from Rosa chinensis, 462 nucleotides. RefSeq lists its product as uncharacterized. Lineage: Eukaryota; Viridiplantae; Streptophyta; Magnoliopsida; Rosales; Rosaceae. The transcript has a single exon. The record is from RefSeq and is a predicted model, not a curated record. The coding region runs from base 1 to 462 and encodes 153 amino acids.